Molecule: messenger RNA, 4809 nt
Organism: Populus nigra (black poplar)
Lineage: Eukaryota; Viridiplantae; Streptophyta; Magnoliopsida; Malpighiales; Salicaceae
Exons: 5
Coding region: 483-4418 (1311 amino acids)
Source: RefSeq, a predicted model, not a curated record
GCGUUGAUCUAAAGUUUGUUCUUUAAAGCAAGGCAUUGGCUAUCUUCCUCCUUCUUAGACAGAAAUAUCUCUCAAAAAUUCUCUCUACUCAUCGGAGUUUCGUCGAUCGGAAUCCGGCGAAGGUUACUUAAAAUACUCGAAGAAUUGAAUAUUUCUGAAGACUUUGCUGAUCGGACUGUCUUCUAUGUUCUGUUGAUAAUAUUAUCAUUAGCUUCAAAGACUGGAGGAGGAGGCGGCGGCGAUUGUGAAUAUUAUUAAAGGAAUAGAAAAACAAUAUCUAUAAGACAAAAAAGGUAGGAACGGCAGCAGCACGUUAGAGGUUUAGAUCUGGGGAAAUUUCUUCUGUCAAGAUUGGGGGAGUCAAAACUAAAUCCUGUACCACUCCUGUGGUCAGUAGAAAGCAAGGAGCAACAGCGUCCUGCAAGACUUUGAGUGGCGGGCCAUCAGUUGAUGGGCUAGGAAUUAUUGGAUCUGGGAGCAAGAUGAGUGCAGUAGGUCUAGAACUUACUAAUUUUAUAAAUCCUGAUUUGACCUGGAAGACAGUUACAAAAGGCUCCCGGAGUGCCUCCAGGCGUAAACCAGUUGUGAGAAGCUUCACUGUUGAGACAAAGCUAUCAGAUGAGAGUGCCAGAAAUGCGGAUGAUAUGACAGUUUCAGAUACCGAGAAGCAUGGUGUGGCUGUUCUUGGACGUCGCUUCAGUGGAAAAAAUGAGAAAAUUGAGCAUGUACCCAUUAAAAAAAGAAGAUUCACAGCCCAGGGUCCUUCAAAACCUUCUCAUACCACAUCUCCACACCUUGAAGUGGUUCUACCCAAUUCAAGUGGAAAACGACGACGUAGAGCAACUGAUGUGAAUGUUCCAACUAAGUUCAGUCUGAAGAUUUCUGAGUUUAAUGAUAAGUUUGAUUACAGUGAUGACUUCUCAGGUAUCGAGAUACUUGCUGCUGUUGCUUGCGACAACAGUAUGAUUAAUGAUGCUGCUUGUGUUGAAGAAAGUUCAAUAAUGGAAGAAUCAACACGAGAAGGGGUGGGCUCAUCUUCCUCUGCAGUUCCGAUCAAAGAAACUGCUGCAUCCCCAAAAGAUAUGGCACAUGAAGAUAAAACAGAGGCUUUCUCUCUUCAAAAUAAUGAAGUUACAGUGUUGCCUUGUGUUGAAGAAAGUUCAAUAAUGGAAGAAUCAACACGAGAAGGAGUGGGCUCAUCUUCCUCUGCUGUUCCGAUCAAAGAAACUGCUGCAUCCCCAAAAGAUAUGGCACACGAAGAUAAAACAGAGGCUUUCUCUCUUCAAAAUAAUGAAGUUACAGUGUUGCCUUGUGUUGAAAGUUCAAUAAUGGAAGAAUCAACACGAGAAGGAGUGGGCUCAUCUUCCUCUGCUGUUCCGAUCAAAGAAACUGCUGCAUCCCCAAAAGAUAUGGCACACGAAGAUAAAACAGAGGCUUUCUCUCUUCAAAAUAAUGAAGUUACAGUGUUGCCUUGUGUUGAAGAAAGUUCAAUAAUGGAAGAAUCAACACGAGAAGGAGUGGGCUCAUCUUCCUCUGCUGUUCCGAUCAAAGAAACUGCUGCAUCCCCAAAAGAUAUGGCACACGAAGAUAAAACAGAGGCUUUCUCUCUUCAAAAUAAUGAAGUUACAGUGUUGCCUUGUGUUGAAGAAGAUAAAACAGAGGCUUUAUCUCUUCAAAAUAAUGAAGUUACAGUGUUGCAUGCAUCUGCUGGAACCGAGGAAGGCGGAACAGGAGAAGGAUCUCUAUUGUCACGGGAUGAAAUGUUGAAUUUGGACUUGAAUGUUGCCUGGGAGCAACCUUGUGAUACUUUGAGCUUUGAUCCAAGUGAAAAUGAUUUACAGAUUUGCAAGGCUAAACCUGAAGCCUUAGAACAACACAUCCCUCCUGAUAGAGUGGUUUCAUCUGAUUUACAUCGGGAUAAUACACCUGUUGAUUUGAUAGGCUUGUCUCUUGGGACUUGUGAAUCAAAUAGAGAGGAACAUCCAUCUGAAGCAUGUUCUCUCCAUGAUGGAAAUCAUGAAGAGCUCUUUCCAUCUCCAAUUGGUAAUGCUCCGGAACCCUCCAUUUGUGAUGUUGCCAUUGCAAAAUCUUCCAGUCAGAUUGUUGAGGGGGAAGAAUCCCUAGAUCAUCCACCAUGCAAUACACUUCCUAGCCUUACCCUCAAGCAGUGUUCAGAAACAUGUUCAUCAGAUGACCAAAUGGGAAAAGUUUUGCGUACGGAAUGCAUGCAAGUCGAGUCGAUUAACAUUUCUUCACACCAUCUACCAAACUUAGAGAGAGUUACUUGCGAGAUUGACCUCUCAAUUUCAAAUGAUAAUGGAGAGAAUUCUCAGAUAUCAUCUUGUACACAUGAAGAUGGGAAGUCAAUUCAAAAUACGAGUAGCUUGGAAAACUUCCCACCAAUAGGACCUGCUUGGCUUGGAAUUGAAGCUGGAAGUUGCGAAGAAGAAUCAGGUGGCUGCCAUUGUUUGCCUAAUAGUGGAGAUAUUUUUGCAUCCAGUCCGUCUGCUGAGAAAGGCCAACCUGUAAUUGAAGUGGAUGCAAGAGGAGCCAAUGAAGCUUCUGCCGCCAAUAAAGCUGAAGUUCAUUCUCCGGUGCAAGCUGGGUCUGAGGAACUGAUGCAGAAGUCUUCUGCAGAUUCAACUGUUACUCCCGGAGAUGCAUGUGGAGCACAUGGUAAUGGUUUUACAAGUGUUUCAGCUAAUGUCAAUAUGGAAGAUCUGGAAGAUAGUUUUGAAUCAGAUGUUUAUCAAGCUGAUAAGGUCAUAGUUGGCACUGAAAAUGAUUUAGAACUUCAGGCUGGUUAUGAUUCUCAGUUUGAGGAUGGGGAGUUGAGGGAAUCUGAUGCACACUUUUACUGGGAUGAAAAUGGAGAGGAUGGGGAAGUCGAGCAUGUUGACUAUGGGUCUGAAUGUGAUGAAGAAAGACUUUGUGGCAUGGAUAAUGAGAAAGAAAUGAAAGUUGAGAGAGGUUCCAGUUCAGGAUCUGAUGAUGCUAGUCGAAAAAUUGAACAUGGGAUGGGGGAUUCUCUGAGAGAUGACUCAGUUAGUCCAAAGACAAGAACUUCUGAUGUCACUACUGACAAGGAUUUCCUGUCUGGGGUUGUUGGAUCAAGGACAUCAAAUAGAGAUUUCCUGUCAAGCAUUGAGGAGUCCAGUUCCAUAUUUAGGAAGGAUCCUACACUUAGGAGCAGAGCUGGGAAUAUUUAUAAUUUAUAUCCUCGAGAUGAAAGGGAUGCAGGCUCCCAUAAAUUCAUGGGAAGGGACAGGGCUGUUCCUCAAAUGCGUGGCAGAAGUCCUGGAGGCCAUCGCUUUGUCAACCAUGCAACAGGCUACUGUGACUCAGAGCGGCGAUAUUUAUCUAAUUAUCGUGGCAAUUACACUUCUGGACAUCCUAGAACAAGAGGUGGAUUUGAUAGCCGCAGAUAUAUAAUAUCUUCAGACCAUACCGAUUCUGAAGGAGUAGGUUUUGCAGGAUCUGACAAUCGUGCUCGCAGGCGAUUUGUUAAUCCUUCUUCCACUGGUGCAUAUGAACGGAUUGUCAGGAGGAGAUCACCUACCAGCAGAGAUGAUUCAUACCGUGUGCAUACAGGAGCAUUACCUGUGAGAGAUGUUAGUCCAAUCAGGAGUGGAUUUAGAAGAUUUCCACGAGAGGUUGCAAGAGGAGGCUUGAGAGAGGAAUACCACAGGCCAAUGCCAGAGGACAAGAUUGAAUAUUCUAAUCGUUUUGCACCACGAAUGCUUAGGAGAGAAAGAAGCAUAUCUCCUCUAUGCAGAGGACAACCUCGCCAUCCCUUCACUCAUAAGAAAUCUCGGUCAAGAUCCAGAAGUCGCUCUCCAUCUUCAUAUUUACCAAGGGUCAGAAAUGAGGUUUCAAGACUUCGUAGUAGGUCUCCAGAUUUUAGGACCGAUGCUAGGAUGGAUAGAGUGAGGUUGCCAUUUCAGAAGCGUUUUCCAGCUGAUUUUGAAGGGGAUUUUAUACCCACAAGAAGAAAUCACUUUACACAGCAUAACCCCAGAUGGUUUGAUGAUCGAAAUGGUGGUUUAGAUAGUUUCCGGGGAAGAAAAUCACCUGUUAAUAUGUUCCGUCCAAAUCAACGAUUUGAUUCGGUGCGUACCAUCCGGAGAUUGGAUUCAGAGGAUCAGUUCAGACCGAUGAUGCGAUCCAGAAAAUUUAACGAUAUGGGGAGUGCUAGCAGGGGAGGUGAAUUUGAUGGCAGUGAUGAUGACAGGAGAAAGCAUAACAGAUAUGAUAUGGCUCAGCGAGUUAGACAAUAUGAUACAGAUAGUCUGCGGCGGUUCCGGUUUAAUGCAGAAGAUUCAUUGGUGGCUAAUAAUGAUACUCCUAACUGUGAUGAAGGAAAUAGAAUAACUGACAGAAGGCCUGGAGGGGUGCAUAGGAGGGAUGGUGAAGAGUAGUUUAUUUGAGAGAUCACCCAGAAGAGUAGAGCCUUCGCCUUAGGUUAAUCUGCUGAUAGAUAGUUCCUUUUCCCCCUUUUGUUUUAAUCGUUCAAACAUUUAAGUUUUGGGCUGGAAGCAUCUCAAUUCCAUCGUUUUUUUCUUGCUGGCGGUGCUUGUGUGGUUUUCCUUGGCAAGAUCUGCUUCUCAAGUCAUUUAUUUUUCCCCCUUUCAUAGGAGUUAGAUUUUGCAUAUCCUACAUAUCUUUUUUCCUUUCCAUGAUGUUUAUUUUCCCACCUUUUACCUAUCCAUAAGCCAACUCUGGCUAUUUGUAAGCUCGGUUUUGAGGUCAUUAAGGGUAUAAUGAUCAACGGAAAAUCAGAAGUGGUUUUUGGUUUUCCUUUGCUGAUUA